This is a messenger RNA of Vigna unguiculata (cowpea), 1000 nucleotides long. RefSeq names its product transcription factor bHLH18-like. The record is from RefSeq and is a predicted model, not a curated record. Lineage: Eukaryota; Viridiplantae; Streptophyta; Magnoliopsida; Fabales; Fabaceae. Gene Ontology annotation, molecular function: protein dimerization activity.
UUUCUCUUCUUCCUUUUCACAAUAUCAUUAGUUGACACAAAAAUCAAACUAUAUGUGGGAUAAACAAUGGAUGAAUCAUGGGAAAAAUGGUUUUCUGAUUUGGAAAUGGAUGAUGAUGAGUUGCAUUUAUUCAAUGAACACAACAUGAACUCUCUUGAGGAAGAAUUGAUGAAGAUAGAGAGUUCAGUGCCUUAUUAUGAUUCAUAUUUUGCUAACAGCAGCAGCAGCAACAACAACAACAUGGGUAAUGGUUCAUGUUUGGAAAGGAACACACAACAUGCGAAUUCUAAUUCGGAGAAGAACCAAAUGGUUAUUACACCUUGCACUCUCUCUUUUGAGGACUCCACUGUGGUGUCAAAUGUUCCUGAUGAAUCAUUUCAUGCAAAGCCUGAGAAGAGAAGAAGCAUUUCUCAGACGUCAAAACACAUAAUGGUUGAGAGGAAGAGGAGAGAGAAAAUCAGUACUUUGUUGAUAGAACUUUCCGCCAUGCUUCCUGGUUUGAAAAAGAUGGACAAGUUAUCUAUUAUUAGCAAAACCAUUGAUUAUGUGAAGUAUCUACAGAAUCGUAUAAAAGAUUUGCAGGAAGUAAACAAUAAGAGAGGAUCUAUAAAGUACUGCAAAAACAACAACACCAAUGUUAACAUUUCAGAGAACUCAAACGAUUUAGAUUCUACCUUUCUCAAAAUUGAUUCAAGUGUUUCAGGUAAAGAUGUAAGAAUCUCUGUUAUUUGUGAGAAACGAGAACAAAUUGUAUCAGAGCUAUUGUCCAAGCUUGCAUCUCACAAUCUCUCCAUGGUUUGUAGCAGUGUUUUGCCACUGGGGAGUUCUAUUCUGAACAUUUCUAUCAUUUGCAAGGUGGAACAGUGCAGCAUGGCAAUAGAUGAACUAGUGAAAAGUUUAUAUGAGGAUUUAUUGAAAUUGUAUAAGUUGCAAAAUUAAUGUGUAUUUCUAGAAGUUAAAAAACUUACCUUCAUGUCCAUGCAAACUUCUUUGUAUUAUC